AUGGAAGUUUUUCGUCGAACUGGAGCUGUUGUGAACAUCAACAUGCCCAUUGCCAUCACGAAUGUGGUUCUACUAUAUGGAUUCUUUUUCAUCAUUGAUUAUGCUAUAAAGGUUCGAGGAAUCACGCAACGUGGCUUCUUUUGUGUCGAUCCAUCUAUCCAUUACACCAAGAAAUCUAGCACGGUUUCCAGUCUUGAACAUCGCAUCUAUAAUAUCUCUCUUAUGGUUUUAUCAGUCAUAAUUGUCGAGGCUCUCAGACAAUUUCGCAAAACUAAUAGAUCUUCAGAUCUUACUUACCGUAUUGGAACAACAAAGAUCCCGAAAUACCUCGUGGCGGUGCUCACUUUUAUAGGAUACAGCCAGGUUGGAUAUAUUGUGAAUGAGCUUCUAGUAAAAUUUGUGAAAGGAUUCAUUGGUCGACUUCGUCCUAACUUUUUUGCGGUUUGUGAUCCGUUACCUAUCAAGCAGUGCGAAAUAUUUGACCCAAACACGUACGUGGAUGAGUAUUUUUGCCAAGGAGUGGAAGAUGACGUUGAAGAAGCACGAAAAAGUUUCUAUAGUGGGCAUUCAACUGUAACAAUGUACUGUGCAUUUUGGACAGUGUUGUACUUGCAAGCUCGUCUUAAACCCGCUCUUCGCAACAACGUCAUUGUUGCUAUUCUGCAGACUCUCAUUAUGGCUGGCGGAUUGUUCAUCUGCUGCUCAAGAAUCUCGGAUAAUAAACAUCAUUCGAGUGAUGUGUUCGUUGGAAUAGUUGUCGGAAUGUCUUUGGCGUCAAUUUCUUCAGUUUGGUGGGGGAGGCUGUUCGAACAAUCGGAAGUUGGCAAGAAUCUGAACGACGAUAAUUAUAUGAAAGAGACUAUUUGA
Molecule: messenger RNA, 867 nt
Organism: Caenorhabditis remanei
Lineage: Eukaryota; Metazoa; Nematoda; Chromadorea; Rhabditida; Rhabditidae
Exons: 4
Coding region: 1-867 (288 amino acids)
Biological process (GO): signal transduction; phospholipid metabolic process; phospholipid dephosphorylation
Molecular function (GO): phosphatidate phosphatase activity
Source: RefSeq, a predicted model, not a curated record